AUGUGUUGUGAUAAUAAACCAGAGGAAUGUUCAGUGUGUUUUAUCGAUUAUGAUGGCAAUCAGCUACGGCCUCGCAAUCUGCCGUGCGGCCACACAUUCUGUUCCCAGUGUAUUGAUAAUGGUAUCAAGAAUGGUCAGCUGACCUGCCCCAGCUGCCAUGCCCAGCACGCUGCCACAGCUGCUACUCAGCUCCCAAUUAGCUAUGCUGUGGAGGCGUUUGUUAGGAAACUAAAAAAUAUCCAGCUAACAACUGAGGAAGUAGUGCCAGCAAAACCUUGUGAAGGUCCCGCCAGAGGCAUCAGUAAGACGAUGGCCCUCUUACUGGUGCAGGAGCAGAAGAGCAUCAUCAGCAGCCUUAUUACUAGCUGUGAAGAGGAGGUUAGCACAACCACAGACACAGCUGAUGAGUGGAAGAUGAAGGUAGAAGAUUGGCUCCAGAUGUGUCAGAAACUCUUCCCAGAUGUCAAGACUGUCCACACCUCAGUGAAGGUACGCUGCUGA
Messenger RNA from Procambarus clarkii (red swamp crayfish), 501 nucleotides. Lineage: Eukaryota; Metazoa; Arthropoda; Malacostraca; Decapoda; Cambaridae. The record is from RefSeq and is a predicted model, not a curated record.